Perognathus longimembris pacificus (Pacific pocket mouse) is the source of this 10067-nucleotide messenger RNA. It is a transcript of the gene Nav3, whose product is annotated as neuron navigator 3. NCBI's taxonomy places the organism in Eukaryota, Metazoa, Chordata, Mammalia, Rodentia, Heteromyidae. The record is from RefSeq and is a predicted model, not a curated record. The transcript is spliced from 40 exons. Gene Ontology annotation, biological process: nervous system development; neurogenesis. Gene Ontology annotation, molecular function: ATP hydrolysis activity; ATP binding; protein binding. The coding region runs from base 591 to 7508 and encodes 2305 amino acids.
CGCCCAGCACAUAGGCGAGGCAGGCGAGCCGGGCUGGGAGAUACGCGCCGCGCCGGGGUCCCCCGCGACCCCCCGUUCUCAGCGCGAGCCUCCCCCGAGCAAAGCAGUGGGCUCUGGCGGUGAUCAGGAUGUGUCUGGCUGGUGGUGUCACCCCUUCUUCUUGAGACCAUUUCCAUGGUAACCCGAUCAAGCGGCUCCCACCGCGCAAACCUGAGGAUUUCGGGCGGCUCGCCCACCGACCGGCGUGACCUCGGCCAGGUUUACUCGAAAUUUUUUUAUUAAAAUGGAAAGCUGUGAAGAAAGAAAAAGAUAGCAGUUGGAGUGAACAUUUCCUGGAUGAAUAUUUCACCUAGAAGACAUCAACAUUUUUAAAAACGAUGUGAUAAUUUGGAAGAUCGUGGCAGUGAAUUGCAAACAAUAUUGUUUUCAUUCAGUCAACGGGUUUUUAAAUCAUUCCUUGGAGUUAGUGAAGUUUGGAGAUGGUGUGUGAUGGGAAAUAUCAUGUGCCAGUGUUUCCUCGUGAUUGUAUCUUGGAUUAGCUUGCUGCUGUUUUGAAGAUAUUCUACUUUGAAGGACAACAACCUAAUGUGAUGGAUUUAUCUUCAGAAAUGAGCAGACAUGGGAAGAAUCCAGUGAGUCACAAGCUAGAAGACCAGAAGAAGAUUUACACUGACUGGGCCAACCACUACCUAGCAAAAUCAGGCCACAAGCGGCUGAUCAAGGAUUUACAACAGGACAUUGCCGAUGGAGUAUUGCUAGCAGAAAUCAUCCAGAUCAUUGCAAAUGAAAAAGUUGAAGAUAUCAAUGGAUGUCCUAGAAGUCAGUCUCAGAUGAUUGAAAAUGUUGAUGUCUGCCUAAGUUUUCUAGCAGCCAGAGGAGUAAAUGUUCAAGGUCUAUCUGCUGAAGAAAUAAGAAAUGGAAACCUAAAAGCCAUUCUAGGACUGUUUUUCAGCUUGUCCCGCUACAAGCAGCAACAGCAUCAUCAGCAACAGUACUACCAGUCUCUGGUGGAGCUUCAGCAGCGUGUGACUCACACAUCCCCACCAUCAGAAGCCAGUCAGGCCAAAACCCAGCAAGACAUGCAGUCCAGUCUGACAGCCAGAUAUGCAACUCAGUCUAAUCACAGUGGAAUUGCAACCAGUCAAAAAAAGCCUACUAGGCUUCCUGGGCCAUCUAGGGUACCAGCUGCAGGCAGCAGCAGCAAGGCCCAAGGAGCCUCCAACCUAAACAGGAGAAGUCAGAGCUUCAACAGCAUUGACAAGAACAAGCCUCCCAAUUAUGCAAAUGGAAAUGAAAAAGAUUCCUCCAAAGGACCUCAACCAUCUUCAGGUAUAAAUGGUAAUGUACAGUCUCCCAGCAUGGCUGCGCAGCCCCCUGCCUCUGCCAUCCCUUCUCCGAGUGCCAGCAAGCCAUGGCGCAGCAAGUCGAUGAAUGUCAAGCACAGUGCCACGUCUACCAUGUUGACCGUGAAGCAGUCCAGCCCAGCCACCUCUCCUACACCAUCCUCAGACAGAUUGAAGCCGCCUGUCUCAGAAGGUGUCAAAACGGCUCCCUCGGGGCAGAAAUCAAUGCUUGAAAAAUUCAAGUUGGUCAACGCCCGGACUGCAUUACGCCCCCCGCAGUCUCCCAGUUCAGGACUCAGCGAUGGUGGAAAGGAUGAUGAUGUCUUUUCUGAAUCUGGUGAGAUUGAAAGUUUUAACCCUGCUCUGAAUAGUGGUGGCUCCACAAAUAGCAGUCCCAAAGUGUCACCUAAACUGGUCCCUCUGAAGGCUGGAAGCAAAAAUCUCAGCAAUAAAAAGUCUUUGCUACAGCCAAAAGAAAAAGAGGAAAAGAACAGAGACAAAAGUAAGGUGUGCACUGAAAAACCAGUCAAGGAAGAAAAGGAUCAGUUGACUGAUACAGCUCCAAAAAAGACCUCUAAGAUUGCAAGCUUGAUCCCAAAGGGCAGCAAGACAACAGCAGCCAAGAAGGAAAGCCUAAUUCCAUCUUCCAGUGGGAUUCCAAAACCAGGCUCAAAGGUGCCAACAGCAAAGCAAACCAUUUCACCAGGCAGCACAGCAAGCAAAGAGUCAGAAAAACUAAGGACUACUAAGGGAAGCCCUUCCCAGUCCUUACCCAAACCCAUAACCUCAGAGAAAGCAAGCACAUCCAGUUUGCCUGGUCCCUUGGAGGGAAGGGAAGCUGGCCACGCUUCUCCCUCCAGUUCCAAUAUGGGACAAUCCGCACAAAGCAGUGGGCAGAGCACAGGGAAUGGUGCUGUCCAACUCCCUCAGCAGCAGCAACACAGUCACCCGAACACUGCCACCGUGGCUCCAUUCAUUUACAGAGCACAUUCAGAAAAUGAAGGCACCUCUUUACCAUCUGCUCACUCUUGUACCAGUCCUACGAAGAUGGACUCAUCAUAUAGUAAGACUGCUAAGCAGUGUCUGGAGGAGAUAUCUGGUGAAGACCCUGAAACCAGAAGAAUGAGAACUGUGAAGAACAUAGCGGACCUAAGGCAGAACUUAGAAGAAACCAUGUCCAGUCUUCGUGGGACCCAGAUCAGCCACAGCACUCUGGAGACGACAUUUGACAGCACAGUGACAACGGAAGUAAAUGGAAGGACCAUACCCAACUUGACAAGUCGCCCUACUCCCAUGAGCUGGAGGCUGGGCCAGGCAUGUCCCAGACUACAGGCAGGCGAUGCUCCGUCCAUGGGCGCUGGCUACUCUCGCAGCGGUACCAGCCGAUUCAUCCACACAGACCCCUCCAGAUUCAUGUACACAACGCCUCUCCGCAGAGCUGCGGUCUCUCGGCUGGGAAACAUGUCACAAAUCGACAUGAGUGAGAAAGCAAGCAGUGACCUGGACAUGUCUUCUGAAGUGGAUGUUGGUGGAUAUAUGAGUGAUGGGGAUAUCCUUGGGAAAAGUCUGAGGACAGAUGAUAUCAAUAGUGGAUACAUGACAGACGGAGGACUUAACCUAUACACGAGAAGUCUGAACCGAUUACCAGACACAGCAACUUCCAGGGAUGUCAUCCAGAGAGGUGUGCAUGAUGUCACCGUGGAUGCAGACAGCUGGGAUGACAGCAGUUCAGUGAGCAGUGGUCUGAGUGACACCCUGGAUAACAUCAGUACUGAUGACCUGAACACAUCCUCCGUCAGCUCCUACUCCAACAUCACUGUCCCUUCCAGGAAGAAUACGCAGUUAAAGACAGACAUAGAGAAACGCACCACAACUGAUGAGACAUGGGACAGUCCUGAGGAGCUGAAGAAGCCAGAAGGGGAAUUCGAAAGCCAUGGUGAUGGAGGUGGCAAAUGGAAGGGGGGAUCCUCAGUACUUUCUGAAGACCCCGAGAAGGCAGCUCAGAAAGCGUCCCUGUCCAUGUCACAAACAGGCUCCUGGAGAAGAGGCAUGUCUGCUCAAGGAGCAGCACCAGCUAGGCAGAAAGCUGGUACAAGUGCACUCAAGACUCCCGGAAAGACCGAUGAUGCCAAAGCUUCAGAGAAAGGAAAAGCUCCCCUGAAAGGACCAUCUCUGCAGAGAUCUCCCUCUGAUGCAGGGAAAAGCAGCGGAGAUGAAGGGAAAAAGCCCCCCUCUGGCAUUGCAAGAUCCACUGCCACCAGCUCUUUUGGAUUUAAGAAAGCAAGUGGAGUCACAUCAUCUACCUUGAUCACAAGCAGUGGAGCAACCAUAACGAGCGGAUCGGCCACCUUGGGUAAAAUCCCCAAGUCAGCUGCUAUUGGUGGGAAGUCAAAUACGGGGAGGAAAACCAGCCUGGAUGGCUCCCAGAACCAGGAUGAUGUGGGGAUGCACAUGAGCUCCAAAACCACUCUCCAGUAUCGCAGCCUGCCCCGCCCUUCCAAAUCCAGCACCAGCGGCAUUCCAGGAAGAGGGGGCCACAGGUCCAGCACCAGCAGUAUCGACUCAAAUGUCAGCAGCAAGUCUUCGGGUGCCACCACUUCCAAACUGAGAGAACCCACGAAGAUUGGCUCGGGACGCUCCAGUCCAGUCACUGUCAACCAAACAGACAAGGAGAAGGAAAAAGUUGCCGUCUCAGACUCAGAUAGUGUAUCUUUGUCAGGUUCCCCCAAAUCCAGCCCCACUUCUGCCAGUGCCUGUGGUACCCCAGGACUCAGGCAGCCAGGGUCCAAGUAUCCAGAUAUUGCUUCCCCUACAUUUCGAAGGUUGUUUGGUGCCAAGGCGGGUGGCAAGGCUGCCCCUGCACCUAAUACGGAGGGAGUGAAAUCUUCCUCAGUAGUGCUCAGCCCUAGUACCACAUUAGCGCGGCAAGGCAGUCUGGAGUCACCGUCGUCUGGUACGGGCAGCAUGGGCAGUGCUGGUGGGCUCAGUGGCAGCAGCAGCCCUCUCUUCAAUAAACCCUCAGACUUAACUACAGAUGUUAUAAGCUUAAGUCAUUCCUUGGCCUCCAGCCCAGCGUCGGUUCACUCUUUCACCUCAGGUGGUCUUGUGUGGGCUGCCAAUCUGAGCAGUUCCUCUGCUGGCAGCAAGGACACUCCGAGCUACCAGUCUAUGACUAGCCUCCAUACGAGCUCUGAGUCCAUUGACCUGCCCCUCAGCCAUCAUGGCUCCCUGUCUGGACUGACCACAGGCACUCACGAGGUGCAGAGCCUGCUCAUGAGAACGGGUAGUGUGAGAUCUACUCUCUCAGAAAGCAUGCAGCUUGACAGAAAUACACUACCCAAAAAGGGACUCAGAUAUACACCAUCAUCGCGGCAGGCCAACCAAGAGGAGGGCAAAGAGUGGUUGCGUUCUCACUCCACUGGAGGGCUACAGGACACCGGUAGCCAGUCACCUCUGGUCUCCCCUUCUGCUAUGUCAUCUUCUGCCACAGGAAAAUACCACUUUUCCAACUUGGUGAGUCCCACCAAUCUGUCUCAAUUUAACCUUCCUGGCCCCAGCAUGAUGCGCUCAAACAGCAUCCCAGCCCAAGACUCUUCCUUCGAUCUCUAUGAUGAUUCCCAGCUCUGUGGGAGUGCCACGUCUCUAGAGGAAAGGCCACGUGCCAUCAGUCAUUCAGGCUCAUUUAGAGAUAGCAUGGAAGAAGUUCAUGGCUCUUCUUUAUCACUGGUCUCCAGUACUUCCUCUCUUUACUCUACGGCAGAAGAAAAGGCUCAUUCAGAGCAAAUCCAUAAGCUAAGGAGAGAGCUGGUUGCAUCACAAGAGAAAGUCGCGACUCUUACAUCUCAACUUUCAGCAAAUGCUCACCUCGUGGCAGCUUUUGAAAAGAGUUUAGGGAAUAUGACUGGCCGUUUGCAGAGUCUAACCAUGACAGCGGAACAAAAGGAAUCUGAACUUAUAGAACUACGAGAAACCAUUGAAAUGCUGAAGGCCCAGAACUCUGCUGCUCAGGCAGCCAUCCAGGGAGCCCUGAAUGGUCAGGACCACCCUCCCAAAGAUCUCCGCAUCAGAAGACAACAUUCCUCAGAAAGCGUGUCUAGUAUCAAUAGUGCCACAAGCCAUUCCAGCAUUGGCAGUGGUAAUGAUGCCGACUCCAAGAAAAAGAAAAAGAAAAACUGGGUGAACUGUAGAGGAAGUGAGCUGAGAAGCUCUUUCAAACAAGCCUUUGGAAAGAAAAAGUCCACCAAGCCUCCUUCCUCUCACUCGGACAUAGAAGAGCUUACUGAUUCCUCCCUUCCAGCUUCCCCUAAGCUGACCCAUAACACUGGGGACUGUGGCCCAGGAUCCAUGAAGCCAUCUCAAUCUGCUUCUGCGAUCUGUGAAUGCACAGAAGCUGAGGCAGAGAUCAUUCUGCAGCUGAAGAGCGAGCUCAGAGAGAAGGAAUUAAAACUAACAGAUAUUCGGCUGGAGGCCCUCAGCUCUGCCCACCAUCUUGAUCAGAUCCGGGAAGCCAUGAACCGGAUGCAGAAUGAAAUUGAAAUACUGAAGGCUGAAAAUGAUCGACUGAAGGCUGAAACUGGUAACAUCACUAAGCCUGCUCGGCCACCAUCAGAAUCCUCAAGCACUGCGUCCUCCUCUUCUUCCCGGCAGUCGCUGGGGCUUUCCCUCAACAACCUGAACAUCACAGACUCUGUUACCUCAGAUAUUUUGCUUGAUGACGCUGGUGAUGCAACUGGACAUAAGGAUGGCCACAGUGUGAAAAUUAUAGUCUCUAUAAGCAAGGGCUAUGGUCGAGCAAAGGACCAGAAGUCUCAGGCAUAUUUGAUAGGAUCCAUUGGUGUUAGUGGCAAAACCAAAUGGGAUGUCUUAGAUGGUGUUAUUAGACGUCUUUUUAAGGAAUAUGUGUUCCGAAUUGAUACAUCUUCCAGUCUGGGUCUGAGCUCUGACUGUAUUGCUAGCUACUGUAUAGGAGACUUAAUUAGAUCUCAAAACCUAGAAGUGCCUGAACUGCUGCCUUGUGGAUACCUAGUGGGAGAUAAUGACGUGAUCACUGUGAACCUGAAAGGGGUAGAAGAAAACAGUUUGGACAGUUUUGUUUUUGAUACACUGAUUCCUAAACCAAUUACCCAAAGGUACUUUAACUUGUUGAUGGAGCAUCACAGAAUUAUACUCUCAGGACCAAGUGGUACUGGAAAGACCUAUUUAGCAAACAAACUUGCUGAGUAUGUAAUAACCAAAUCUGGGAGGAAAAAGACAGAGGAUGCAAUUGCCACUUUCAAUGUGGAUCACAAGUCAAGUAAGGAAUUGCAACAGUAUUUAGCUAACCUGGCUGAACAGUGCAGUGCUGAUAAUAAUGGUGCAGAGCUCCCAGUUGUAAUUAUUCUUGAUAAUCUCCAUCAUGUGGGCUCUUUAGGUGAUAUCUUCAAUGGUUUCCUCAACUGUAAAUACAACAAAUGUCCGUAUAUUAUUGGAACAAUGAAUCAGGGAGUUUCUUCAUCACCAAAUCUAGAGCUGCAUCACAAUUUCAGAUGGGUAUUAUGUGCAAAUCACACAGAACCUGUGAAAGGCUUUUUAGAGAGAUACCUUCGAAGGAAACUGGUGGAGAUGGAAAUUGAAAAGAAUAUACGGAAUAAUGACCUGGUUAAAAUCAUAGAUUGGAUUCCUAAGACAUGGCAUCAUCUCAAUAGUUUUUUAGAAACACAUAGUUCUUCUGAUGUUACCAUUGGUCCUAGACUUUUUCUUCCCUGCCCCAUGGAUGUAGAAGGUUCUAGAGUAUGGUUCAUGGAUCUCUGGAACUAUUCCUUGGUACCAUAUAUUCUGGAGGCAGUGAGAGAAGGUCUUCAGAUGUAUGGGAAACGCGCACCCUGGGAAGAUCCCUCCAAGUGGGUUCUUGAUACAUACCCAUGGAGCUCAGCAUCUCUGCCUCAGGAGGGCCCAGCAUUGCUUCAGUUGCGACCAGAAGAUGUGGGGUAUGAGGGAUGCACAUCUACUAAAGAAGCCACAACUUCAAAGCACAAUCCACAGACUGACACAGAAGGGGACCCCCUGAUGAAUAUGUUAAUGAAACUCCAAGAAGCAGCCAAUUACUCGGGCACACAAAGCUGCGACAGUGAUGGCACCAGCCACCAUGAAGACAUUUUGGAUUCAUCCCUUGAAUCCACCCUCUAGGGUGAAAAAAAAAGUUAAGGGAAAAGACAAUGCAUUUUAACAAAGUGUUUUAAAAGAAAAUGUAUUUUCACUAAAGGUAUUUCACUGCCAGUAUGAAAGUCCCCUGUCCAGAGCUCUGACCCAGUCUCGUGGUCACCAAGGAGGCAGCAGAACUAAGAUCAGAAGCGCCAAGAUGCUAAGUUGAAAUGGGAGCUUCAUUUUAUUUUAUUUCUGGGCAUUUUUAUAUCCAUGGAGUCUUAGCAGGCUCCAUGACCCAACUGAAAGGACCCUCAUGACAGGGCAACGGAAAUAGCUUGCACAUGGGUUAGCCAAACUGGACUUUCCUUUUCCUUCCUCUUGAAAAGUUUACAAAGCUGACCUUUUCUUUUCUUUUGUCCCUUUUCCUUUUGGUUCCUGUCUGUUCUCCCCAGGCAGAGUUCCUUCUUCUGAUCUGACCAUCCACCCUCUUUUGUGCCACCCUCCUUGGUGCUGGUCACAGGGCUCCAGUAGUGUUUGUGUUGUGCACCAUCCCAUUCCAGAAUGAAUCCAAGAGGCCAGUCCUCCAGAAGCACAAAAGGAAUUGUGCAACCACUGGGAAAGCACUACUGUGGCAAACUGGAGAAAUGGCCAGUUCACACUCACUGCCAUGUUCCCAAUCACUUGCGCCAACAACCUCUUAACGUCUGAGUCACAGGUUUUAUAAGGUUGUUUUUACCACAGUGGUCUUUUCAAACCACCUUCCCACUCCCUUAACAAGAGUUUUAUAUUAAUUAUUAGUCCACACUGACAAAAGGCUUUUUUAGGGCUUUAUUUGUUCGAGCCUUUUCAGUGAAAGAAGGAACAUUUCCUAUGGUGCUGUCUCACUGCCUUAAAACAGAUUUCUACAAUGGUUUACUAGUUGGUUUAAAUCAAAAACUAUUGGUAAUUUCCUCCGUCUCUUUAUUUUCACAACCAAACAACACCAGUUAAUACAGUAGCCUCAUCUCUAUCAAUUGCUGUUCUUUCUUUCCUUUUCUCUUAUUUUUUUGGAGACAUGGAUAGGAGGAAGAUUAGUAUGUUUACCUUAUGAGUGGAUUGUUUUCCCUGUUCUCUACAUGGCUUGAGUACCCUAGAAAUCAUCUUUAACCUUUGCUUCAAAGUAGAGACAUGGCUAAAUUCCAUCCAGUUCUAAUUGAAAAAGUUUCAGAAGGUGGGAGCUUUCAAAUCCUGAUCUAGCAGAGCUGGGAACAGGAAAGGAAGUAUGAGCACAACUAUUUGGUUUUUCCUUCCCUGUUCUUUCAUUUCCAUUUCUUUUUUUUUUUUGAAGUUAGUUUUGAUGCAUGUUGUUUUGAUCACUGUUAUUGUACAUGAGAAAUUCAGCAUUAAAGAACACUGAAGCAGUAAAGUCACUGUGGAAAGAGGGAGCGUUGAUACUGUAAACGAAGGUUAGAUAUGCACAGUCUACUGGGUAGGUAUUGUAAAUAAUGUUUUUCAAAGUUGCACAAAUCAAAACAAACACAAACCAAGUUGUAUUUUAUCCUGUUGGUGUUUUAAGAGGUGUUUCACUUGCUGAGAUUUCCUGUAUGUUACAAACAAAGACAGAAUGCAAAUCCUCAAAGCUGUUAUGAUCUGGUGUGUUUGUCCUGUAUUCACAGUUGUUAUGACUACACAGGAGCUACAGUGCUACAGUGAGCAUGCUUCAAAACUGUCCAUGAAGCCAGUAUAUUUUUGGAAUCAGUAAAAACUGUCUGAAAGUACAUCUGUGGUGGCAGGCUUUAGAGUGCAUGAAAACUGAUCAGAGUCAUUGGAGAAGCUAACCACCACCACUCACACACACACAGAGGACAGGUUUGUAGUUCAUGAAACCCAAGGGCUAGGCCAUGGUGUUGACUUGUUCUAUACAAGUGAAACUGUGCUACUUUUUGGAUGUGUAACUGGUGCUAUCCUCUGUGACCACUCCAUGGGUCAGUUGCUAUCAAACAAAUCAUAUCAACACAAGACAUCUGUGCAGUUUUCAGAGUAUCACUAAGUGCAUAGGUCCUUACAAGGUGCUAUUGCCCUGAGGGAAAUCUGAACUGAAUUUAUGCACAUGGAAUUGUCACCCUGACUUUCAAGCCUCAAACAUGGAUCAACUCUGUUGUGCAACAUCCAUAAUGUAGCUGGAUGAGUGACUUGUUGCCCUUGUAUAAUAUGUGAUCUACAAAAAUUGCGAAUCUUUUCCUGCCAUUUUGAGAAACACAGUCCAAACAUGAGCAUAAAAAGAAUUUCCUGCAAUACAUCCAAUAGGUCUGCCUAGUUUACAACUUAAACUAGUUUGUGAAACAUUUGUCUGUAUACAUUUUAUAUUUUGUACAUUUUUUGAUGUAACAUAUCAUGUAAAUAGGCAGAAAACAGUGAGAAAUAAAUCAUCUGACAAAGUUUUGUAGUCUUUGUAAAGCCCCAACAAUAAGUACUUAGUGUCAAUGGACUUAACUGGAUGAUGUAUUUUCUAUUGGUUUAUUGUUCCUCUCUAGCUUGUAAACCAGCUUGCAUAUAUUUUUUUGCAAAUGUGCACCCUGUAUCUGUCUAAAUUAUUACUUUGCCAUUAAAGUGGAAUUAUUU